AGUUCGAAGGCGCUUUGGUCCAAAAACUACGAGUUAGUUCAAAAAAUUGACAAAAUUCUCAGCUUCCCACUUUCAGUUCAAAUCACCCCCACAAAAAAAUUUAACUUUUAAUUACAUCAAUUAUCUGCUAAUUAUUCCACUUUUAGUCUGAUUUGGAGUUGGAUCUUAGCUUUGGGAGUUGCUAUUUCAUUAUUGGUUGAGCUGAAUUCUUGAAUUUUUCCAAGUUUUUCAGGUCCUGAUUGAAAUUUGGGGAAAAAGUUAGGGUUUUUGGAUUUGGAGUUAGGGUUUUAUAAUAGGGUGUUUGUGGAUUCUAUUUGUGUAUGUGUACAAGAAGAAUUUGAAGUUCUUUUGGAGAAAUGUUUUACUCACAGUUCAUAUUGGCCAAAAAGGGGCCUUUGGGAACUAUAUGGAUUGCAGCACAUCUGGAGAGGAAACUUAGGAAGAAUCAAGUUGCUGAUACAGAUAUUGGCGUCUCCGUAGACUCAAUCCUUUUUCCUGAAGCGCCAAUUGCAUUGCGGUUAUCUAGCCAUCUUCUUCUUGGAGUUGUGAGGAUAUAUUCUCGAAAGGUGGGUUACCUAUUUGACGAUUGCAGUGAGGCUUUGCUAAAAGUCAAGCAAGCUUUUCGCUCCACCGCUGUGGAUUUACCACCUGAAGAAUCUAAGGCUCCAUAUCACUCAAUCACCUUGCCAGAGACUUUUGAACUUGAUGAUUUUGAGUUGCCAGACAAUGAGAUUUUUCAGGGUAACUAUGUGGACCAUCAUGUUAGUUCAAGGGAGCAGAUUACACUACAAGAUAACAUGGAGGGCGUGGUUUACUCAACUUCAAAGUUUGGGUUGGAUGAGAGAUUUGGGGAUGGUGACACUUCUGGUUUAUACCUCGAUGAGGAAUUAUUUUUGGACAAGGUUGCUGCUGCUGGAGAUGCUAGUGUGAGUGCUGAUCCUCUAGCGUCCGUUGAACCAAUGACACCACUCAAACAAGAAGAGCACAAUGAAGAGAUGGCUGCAAAUUCCGAGAGCAUGAUUGAUGGAGUUGAUGGCGAUGCUGAUUUCAUGGAUCAUGCUCCAUGCACUCCUGGGUUGGCGGAAGAACCGAACUUGUCUAACAUUCAGGAAACAUCAGCAUGUGAGGACCAUAUAGGACUGGAAGAUCGUCAUUUAAUGGAAUAUGCUGUAAAAAGAAAUACAGAGAAUCUCUCUUGUGAAAAUAACGUGAAUAACGGGAGUGAACUUCUAGAAAAUCAAGCACUAACUGAUGGCUCGAAUGCUGAUACUGUUCACUUCGUGAUUCCUGAGGAGAAUGGUUACCAUUUAGGCAACACGUGUGACAAACAACUGGUGCCGGAUGGUCAGCUGCCUCCAAGUGAAGUUGCAAUCGAUCCUGUGAAAUCAAGUGAUCCCGCUGUAGCAUCUGGACCAUCCUUUGCUGCUGUUCAUCAGGAUAAUUCAAAAUCAUCUGCACUAGAAUGUGCAGAUGAGAUUAUUGCUGCAUCUGAUAGUCAAACAAAUGAGAGGAACACGCAGUGCAUGCUUUCUGGCGUAGACAAGGUUGAUGUAUCUACCCCGGGUGGCUUCCACAACGAGGCUCCACUUCCAAAUGGAAUUAGUUCCGCAAAAGUUGACCAUGAUGUUUCUGCUUUAAGUAGCAUUGGCCAGCCUGUUCCUGAAGAUAUUUCGCCAAGUAAUCAGAGAUCACCUGAGGCAGUCUCAAAUAACGUUGCAAGUCCAGGAAACUUGGAAGCUGGUGAAUCCCAAGAUAUAACUUGCUUAGAGACACCAAAGACCGUUGAUUGUCUGGAACAAAGUGUUUUUACUGAAGACGCCAAUGGUGCCCAGGUUCAUGUUCUGAGUCGAUGUAAUGCUGCUCAACUUGACGCAUCAAUGUCUAGGUCUGAGCAUGUUAUUAAUCAUGAGCCACCAUCUACUUUUUCGGGUUUCCACCCACCAGAAACUUCUAAAGAGGAGGAAUCACAUGCUUCAGCAAGUGAUUUAGAACAAAUUUCAAAAGAGAAUCCCGUGAAAGAACCUGUUUCAUGUGAAGACAUUCCAAAAGAAUCUAACAAAUCAACUAAUCAAACGGAUACUGUCGUUCUAGAAGAUCGCCACGUGGAAAUUAUGAGCGGUUCAGCUGCUUCUGCCUUGCCACCUCCUGAAAAGAUUCUAUCGAUGCCAGGAGGGCUUGUUGAUUUACCUCGGAGUAUUUUUCCAGAGGCUACACCGGAUUACUUGGCUGGGAUCAAUGAAGCUGAUGCUAGUGGUAAAUUCAUUUCAGGAAGGAAGCGCAGUUACGCUGAAAGCACACUAACAGAGCAGAGUCUCUACUCAGCUGAAUCUUUAAGGAUGGUCCAUUCCAAAAUGACUGCAGGAUUUAUUCCUGAUGAUGAUGAUUUGCUUUCUUCUAUCCUAGUUGGAAGAAGAUCUUCAGCACUGAAGCUUAAGCCUACUCCUCCACCUUCUGAGAUAACAUCAAGCAAGCGUCCCCGUUCUGCUGCCCGAAUGAGUGCCAGGAAAAGGAGGAAUGUUCUUAUGGAUGAUAUCAUGGUCUUGCAUGGAGAUAUGAUAAGACAACAGUUGAUACAUGCUGAGGACAUACGCCGCAUAAGGAAGAAAGCUCCUUGCACACAUGCUGAAAUCGCAGCAAUCCGGAAAAAGUUGUUGGAAGAUGAAAUUUUCAGAGAAGCGGUAUUAACUGAUAUGUCAGUGGAAUUGGCUUCUUUACAUAAGCAAAAAUUUGACUUGAGUACGGUGAAGGUCUCUUCUAUUGAUGUUAGCUGUUCUCAUACUGGGAUGGCGGUUGACCCACAGCAAACUGCUGUGUAUACUGAAAAUUCCAUCUCAAAUUUGGACGAACAGCGUGCCAUGGUGUUCAAUGAACCACAUGUUGAAAGAGAGAGUGGAAUAGAAGGAAGCAAUGAACGGUAUGUAGCUAGAGAUGAUAGCAUAUUAGGAGCUGUUGAGGCUACUGUUCCAACUGAGAACAGGGAUGUUGAUGAGCAUGGCCAAUGUUUAAAUAGCGAUGCCUCUCAACUGCGGCCGGACGCCAUCACUGAUGCUGCGGUGCCCAAUGACUUUAACCUUGAACCUUCCGACAAUGCAGCAGAAGUAGGUCCACAUGGAACUUGCCUUUCAGGUUCUCAGGCAGCUGAAGCAACAGAUAUCGCCUCUGCUGCUGAAGAAUUAUUGUCAUGUCAUAAUAAUGGUGGGUUAGGUGGCGAUGGUGAUGUAAUAGCAGGUCUACCUCUGGCCGAUUCGUUUAAUGAGUCCGGAAAGGAAGAUGCUUUUAUUUUAGCGGAAGUAUCUUGUGGACCACCUAAUCAUACACUGGCUGCUCAAGUUGAUAAGGCUCUGGAAAAUUUGAACGAUGAAAACCUAGUGGAUGGUAGUGAGUGGCAAGAAAACAACUGCUUUACAUCUGAAGCUGGAACUGGAACUGAAAAUAUGAUAGGCGAUGCAGUUUUACUGGAGGCUGCCCAAGACAGUGCUACAGUUAAAGAUGCAACUAAUGUAGAAAAUAUUGUUGCAGAGAAUGACAACCAGAGCUUUGCUGAUAAUGUUACAGGAACUGACCCACCUAACAGGGAUAUUGUAUAUGAAGAAAUGGAUUAUAUGCUGGAUCAUUCCAUAGGAGCUGGACAAUAUCCAUGUAAAGAAGAAGAUUUCUCCUACAAUACGGUGGCUGCAGAUUUCUCUGAUGCCAAUCGGGGGGACCUUGAUCAGGAUCUGGAUUAUUCAGCUGCUGGAGAUGAUACAGGGUUUUUGAACUUCGAUGAUGAUGAUGAUGAUGAAGAAGCAGCUGAUGAUUAUGUACCUGAUGCUGAUGUCACCCGUAUCACCGACAACAGUGGAUGGUCUUCUCGUACUAGGGCUGUUUCCAAGUACCUCCAGACCUUGUUUAUUAAGGAAUCUGAGCGUGGGAGAAAAUCUCUCUCCAUGGACGGUCUUUUAGUUGGUAAAACACGAAAGGAGGCAUCAAGGAUGUUUUUUGAAACUUUGGUUCUUAAAACAAGAGAUUACAUCCAUGUAGAGCAGGUGAUACCCUUUGACGAUGUCGCGAUAAAGCCACGAAUGCAGCUUAUGAAAUCGGACUUUUGAAUCUGAUACGUUUGGUAGGGUAUAACAUGAAAAGUCGGUAAACAGAAAUAUGUAUUUCUAGUAGUUAGUCAAUUGGGUCUGUUUGUGGUCUACUCUUGCUAGAUUUCAUUCUUUAAAGUCAUGUUUUGAUGGUCAAUGUAGUUAGGUUUUUACUUGGCUGGUAGAGUAGAUCAUUUGACACGGGUGUUUGUUGCACUCUGUACAAUAUAGAUCUUAUUUAUAUGUAAAUAUCCUGUAUAAUAUUUGGCCACGGUUCUGUUCUAAUGCCCUAUCCUUAUUUAUCCUAAUAAAGAAAAAAUAUCUGCUUUUA
Molecule: messenger RNA, 4398 nt
Organism: Nicotiana tabacum (common tobacco)
Lineage: Eukaryota; Viridiplantae; Streptophyta; Magnoliopsida; Solanales; Solanaceae
Product: sister chromatid cohesion 1 protein 4
Biological process (GO): sister chromatid cohesion; replication-born double-strand break repair via sister chromatid exchange
Cellular component (GO): cohesin complex
Molecular function (GO): chromatin binding; protein binding
Source: RefSeq, a predicted model, not a curated record